This is a messenger RNA of Phragmites australis (common reed), 1142 nucleotides long. RefSeq names its product transcription factor BHLH089-like. NCBI's taxonomy places the organism in Eukaryota, Viridiplantae, Streptophyta, Magnoliopsida, Poales, Poaceae. Gene Ontology annotation, biological process: regulation of DNA-templated transcription. Gene Ontology annotation, molecular function: DNA-binding transcription factor activity; protein dimerization activity. Gene Ontology annotation, cellular component: nucleus. The transcript is spliced from 6 exons. The record is from RefSeq and is a predicted model, not a curated record. Bases 171 to 917 code for a protein of 248 amino acids.
CCAGUCUUCUCUGAGCAGUGAGCACUCCCCCCCUCUCUCUCCCCCCGCAAGUGUGCCCAGCACCACUUCGAGCUCUCCACCUCCAUCCGAUCUGGUCGCUUCUCCCACCCGGUCGCACGCGCCUCUGAAACCCUAGAACCUCCUCGCGAGGCGCUUCGCCGCCAGCCGCCAUGGACCCGGUCUCGGCGGUCGCCGCGGAGCUCUGGCGCCCGCCGCACAUCGCCGGCGGCCGCGCAUCCUCCGCCGUCACGGAGAAGAGCAGUGCUAGUCGCGGGGGCGGCAGCAGACGGAGGAGGCAGCGGGAGCCUCCGGCGUCCGAGGACGACUCGCCCCGGAUCGUCUCCACUUCCGGCGGCGGCGGUCAGGAUUUGACCGGUUCGAAAGCAAAACGUUUCAAAGCAAAUAAAUCCAGUGAUGAUAAUGGCAAUCUAAGAAUGGAAGCUGAAACUGACUCAAGAAGUGCUGGCAAGGCUGUUAGUCAAAAUCCUCCAGCAUCAGAGCCACCAAAACAAGAUUUCAUCCAUGUCAGGGCAAGAAGGGGUCAAGCAACUGACAGUCAUAGUCUUGCAGAAAGGGCACGGCGUGAGAAAAUAAGUGAACGGAUGAAAUUUCUCCAAGAUCUCGUCCCUGGAUGCAACAAGGUUAUUGGGAAAGCAUCAGUCCUUGACGAGAUAAUUAAUUACAUCCAGUCUUUGCAAUGUCAAGUUGAGUUCCUGUCCAUGAAGCUUGAGGCCGUUAAUGCUCAUGUGAACAAUGGAGUUGAAGCAUUUCCGUCCAAAGAUUUUGGUGCUCAGGCAUAUAACACAGGUCCUGGACUGACAUUUGAUACCCAAGCCCCAAGAGAAUACGACCAGGGCGCGACGGCCUCGGAGUGGCUUCAUAUGCAGAUUGGCGGUGCCUAUGAAAGGGUGUCAUGAGCAAAAUGAAUUCACAGUAGUGGCCAAUAAAGUGAACCAUGAUCAAUCGAGCCCAUGGUUCUAGAUUAUUUUUUGCAACCGUCAUGUUCCAAACGCUGUUUUAUUCAUGCCUGGAGCUGUAAUGCCAGUAGGGAGGAUGUCAUGACGUUUCUCCUAUUCAUGUGAAUUUCUGUAGAUCGCGUUCGUUUGUAAGAAGUAUGAAUAAAUCAGGUCUUCUUUCUCUUC